UACCCUCACCUUCCCUACUUUUCUAAUCAUCAAUCUCUCUUCUUCUUCUUUUAACUGUUUUUUUUUCUUUCCCCAUUCUCAUAGCUUUCAUCAUCUUCAAAUGGCUAAAUCACUUGUCAUUGUUAUGUUAUGUUUUCUCUUAGUAAUUGUUUUACUUGGAGAAAUCCAGGCAUCAAGCCCUUCUCAAAAACAAAGACAAGGCAACCAUGGAAAUGGAAUGUAUGGUGCCACCCAAGGGAGCCUUCGUCCUCAAGAGUGUGGUCCAAGAUGCACACAGAGAUGCUCAGCUACAGCAUACAAGAAACCAUGCAUGUUCUUCUGCCAAAAGUGUUGUGCCAAGUGCUUGUGUGUGCCUCCAGGCACUUACGGCAACAAACAAUCUUGCCCUUGCUACAAUAAUUGGAAGACCAAGAGAGGAGGCCCCAAAUGCCCUUAGAUCCCUAACUAUAUCUAUGUUGUUCUCUAGUUAAAGUGCUUAAUUAUCCAAUUAUAGGCCAUCGAUCUUCUUCUUUUUUCCCUAAAUUAAUGAUGGUAAAUUGUACUAGUAUUUCCUUUUAAAGGAAGUAUGUGCUUUGCAUUUAAAAUUUGGUUUUUGGGUAAGGUAUCUAAAAGAUGGGAAGUGUCUUUUUUGUAACGCAACUAAUAUGAAAAUGAAUUAGUAAAA
This is a messenger RNA of Gossypium arboreum, 664 nucleotides long. Its product is annotated as protein GAST1-like. The transcript is spliced from 4 exons. NCBI's taxonomy places the organism in Eukaryota, Viridiplantae, Streptophyta, Magnoliopsida, Malvales, Malvaceae. Bases 101 to 436 code for a protein of 111 amino acids. The record is from RefSeq and is a predicted model, not a curated record.